ACCAUAUUCUUCAUCUUUACAAGAUAUCCACAUAACAAAGAAGCAAAGAAUAGAGGAUCAAUGGAAGGUUUAAUACCAGCGGUGUAUAAGGCCGUGAAGAAGAACCUUACUCGCCGUCGCUACGAGCGUAUCUCCUCCACCACAACUCGUGAGUCUUAUCACAACGAAAUGAACGUGGACGGUCACCAUCGACGUCGCUGGUCUGUUGGAGAUAACCCAUCAUUAUCAAGCUGGGAAACAAAAAGAGACGGCGGAGGUACGGAGAAGAAGAGUUGUUCCCCGUCGCGUGAAGGUCAGCUCGUGAGGUUUAAGAGCCAUCGUUUGUUUUCUUGCUUCACAGGUCAAUAGUAUACUUAACAAAUUCAAGAAAAUAGGAUAUAUGAAUGUUUUUCGUGUUUGGUUAACUUAUGAUAUGGAUCAUGUACGUACUAGUUAUCAUGGUGAUGAUCUUCUCAUGAAGUUUACAGUAUGGGGGGUUUGUUGUGAAAAUGUAUAUUUGAUGGGUCCUAAACGAGAAAAAGAAAACUUGUAUGGGUCAAAGUGUCAAAAUAUCUAUAAUCCAAAGAAGACAAUGCGCCUUCAGCUCUCUAGAAAGUGAGAGUGCGUCUGUAGAUAACAUCAUUGUCACCCUCAUCUACUUAUUCAUCAUCAGACACAAUCACACAACCACCAUUACUAGGCAUAUCUAACUUGCCAUCCAUAUCAAACACUGGACCUUUAUUGUCUGCACCGAUAGAGUUUCAUUCCAACCGUUUCUUAGAAAGAAGAGUAACAUUUAUUGUAAAGAGGUUAACAUGAACAAUGCAAUGGAAAGUUCUUGGAUAGACCCAAAAAAAAGAGCUACAAAACACCAGUUGGUGUAACAGCAAACAACACUGCUAGUUUCGAAAUACAGAAGAAGUGAGAACCAAACAUCUAACUUUCACAGCUCAUGAUUUGGAAAAAUCUAUCUUAGCUCUUCUAGAACCACCAUUU
Molecule: messenger RNA, 975 nt
Organism: Brassica rapa (field mustard)
Lineage: Eukaryota; Viridiplantae; Streptophyta; Magnoliopsida; Brassicales; Brassicaceae
Source: RefSeq, a predicted model, not a curated record